AUUUUAGAUAAUUGAUGGUAUAUUACAGAAACUGCCUCGUGGAUUUCCUAUCUCUAGAUAUAUAAAAAACGGAAGCUCUUGAAUUCUACUUUUGAAUGUUCACUGGUCAACAUAAGCUCAACUUAAAUAAAUUUCUAAAAAUUUGUUUAUUCUACUUGGACCACGCGCAAGUAUUUGUGUAACAUAUAACCAAACCUCAUCUCCACUCAAACCAAACAAGAGAAAGAGAAGAGCAAGCCAUGGAACUCUUCAUCAUCUCUCUCCCACUCCUCCUCCUCCUCCUCCUUCUCCUUAUCCUCUACUCCCAAACAACCUCCAAGAAACCCUCAUCAAACCCUAACACUAACUUCAAACCAUACCCUUUCCUAGGCCAUAUCCCUCAUCUCGUUAAACAUCGCCAUGAAUCCCUUGAAUGGAUCUCCACCCUCCUCUCCGAAUCCCCCACCCACUCUUUGGUCUUCAAGGUCCCCUUCGAAUCUGAUACCUUCGUUACCUCCAACCCUGCAAACAUUGAACACAUGAUCAAGUCCAACUUCUCCAACUACCCUAAAGGCCACCAGCACAUCACCCUUCUUGAGGACUUCCUCGGCCACGGCAUCUUCAACAGCGACGGAGAUCACUGGAACUGGCAACGCAAGGCUGCCAGCUAUGAGUUUAACAAGAAGUCUCUCCGUAACUUCAUCAUCAACACAGUCAAACAAGAAAUUGUUCAUCGAUUACUUCCCUUGGCUACCAAGAAAUGCAACUCCGGUGAAGUCUUUGAUCUGCAAGAAGUGUUUGAACGCUUAUCCUUCGACAACAUCUGCAAAGUGGCCUUCGGCGAAGACCCUUGUUGUCUAACUGAUGACACUUCAAGGUCACAACUAGUUCGCGCCUUUGGUGAUGCUUCUCACAUUGCAGUGGCAAGGUUCAAUAGCACUUUGAUCCCAUUUACUUGGCGAAUCAAGAAGUUGCUGAAUCUUGGCUCUGAGAAAAGGCUCAAAGAGUGUAUCAAGAUCAUCAACAACUACGCCAUGAACAUAAUAAGGUCUCGAAGAGAAAGUGAACAAGAAGAUGAUGAUCUUUUGUCUCGCUUCGCUUCAAACAAAGAUAACAGCGACCAGCACUUGAGAGACAUAGUGAUAAGCUUCAUCGUCGCAGGGCUAGAGACGACAUCGUCAGCGUUGACAUGGUUCUUCUGGAUAUUGUCAACCAGGCCAGAUGUAGAAGAAAAGAUACUGAAAGAGCUAAGUAAGAUAAGAUCUCAAAGAAAUUCAUGCGGUGAUAAUUACGAUACCUUCAACUUUGAUGAGCUACGUGAAAUGCACUAUCUCCAUGCAGCUAUAUCAGAGUCUUUGAGGUUGUAUCCUCCGGUGCCAUUUGACUCACAGUCAUGUUUAGAAGACGAUAUAAUGCCUGAUGGAACGUUAAUCAGAAAAGGUUGGUUUGUGACUUAUUGUGCAUAUAGUGUGGGCAGAUUGAGGGAUGUUUGGGGGGAGGAUUGCAUGGAGUAUCGGCCAGAGAGGUGGUUGGAGGAUGGAGUUUUUAAGCCGGAGAAUCCGUUUAAGUUUCCGGUGUUUCAUGCAGGGCCAAGAAUGUGUUUGGGAAAGGAGAUGGCUUAUAUACAGAUGAAGUCCGCUGUUGCGUGUUUGAUCGAAAGGUUUAGGAUUGAGGCUUUGGUGGCUAAGGACAAGCAUCCGGAGAUGGUUCGUUGGCUUACUAUUAGGAUGAAAGAUGGGUUGCCUGUUCUGCUGAGAGAAAGAGAGAAGAGAGAAGGGGUCGAAUAGUAGAAACUGAAUGCCAGU
Molecule: messenger RNA, 1784 nt
Organism: Dioscorea cayenensis subsp. rotundata (Guinea yam)
Lineage: Eukaryota; Viridiplantae; Streptophyta; Magnoliopsida; Dioscoreales; Dioscoreaceae
Product: cytochrome P450 94A1-like
Exons: 1
Coding region: 240-1766 (508 amino acids)
Molecular function (GO): oxidoreductase activity, acting on paired donors, with incorporation or reduction of molecular oxygen; iron ion binding; heme binding
Source: RefSeq, a predicted model, not a curated record